This is a messenger RNA of Thamnophis sirtalis, 1855 nucleotides long. Lineage: Eukaryota; Metazoa; Chordata; Lepidosauria; Squamata; Natricidae. The record is from RefSeq and is a predicted model, not a curated record.
CAUUCUGGUCCUCGGCAAUAUGGCUGCCUCCUUGGUGUGCUGCUGAGGAGAAUUUGGCUCUCCGGAACAGUUUCCUUCAGCUUCUCAAACCCCGCUACUUGGGGAACUUCUCCGCGAAGAGGAACUACCCGCUGCCCGAGUCGGGGAACAUAAUGGGUCGAAUUGGGCGGCCGUCGCUGCAGCCGCGCAAAAAGCAGGCACCUCCGCGGGGGUAGGACGAUUAUUCCCCUCUGGCUGCACGCUGUCGGAAAUGGGCCCAGGAGGGAGAGUCUGAUCUCAUCGCUUGGUCCGGAGUGAUCCCCCGAGGGGUGAUCUUGUCGGCGGCGAGCUGCUUUCCGAGGACAGAUACAGCCAAGGCUGGAACAGAAAGAGGUGCCUACGGCCAAAUCGUUCGUUCCUUUCGGAAUUCAUCCUUACCCCGUUGGCUAGUUUUGCCUCAAAACGGGAGAUCAAAGUGCAAGCCUCUCCUUUGUAGCUGUGCCGGGCAAAGAAUCCAGCGCUCGGAUUCUUCAAACGCCUGAAUCCAGAUCGACUCACUGAAGUUCACAGUAUAUUCUGACAUCCCAUCAACAAUUAAGAAAAGAAAUCUUUUGUCUUAACGAGAGUAUAUGUUGAACUGCACUGCACUGCACAGCACAGUUGCUUGAGAAGCGAUACAUUUAUCCGACUCUCCCAACUUGGACAACCCUGAUUUCUCAACUUCUGCUUUUCCUGCGAUUUCUCUAGAGUAUGUAGAACAAGGCAUCAGCUUUAUUCUGAGCAAGAGAGCAAAGUGUGGUAUCGCUGCAGCUUUUCUACUUUAGCUCUGAUCCAAGUGCUCUGCUACAGAGCUACAUAGAAAGCCAUGUUUUCUAUCUAAAAUACUUUUAGACCGAUCAUAUCAAAACUUCGUUUCAAGUGUGCAUUGUCUGAUAGUAUUCUAAACUAAAUCAUUGUAUUGUGGGCAGGAACUUUUUUCAAUAAAAAGAGUUAUCUGUGAUCACCCUAUAUCUCUUGAAUAUUGAGAUAAUAUCCUGUUUCUGAAGAGGGAUAUAAAAAGAUCCAUGUGCACAUCUGUGAUCAUUGUUUCAACUAGACAACAAUAGAUCAUUGACUACUAGAUAGUUUCCCCUUGAAUAGUGAUUACAUUACUCCCUGAGAUUACCCAUUCUGCACAGGAAUUUCCCAGAUGCUGCACUAGGAACAUUGUCAUACAAUUUAACAGUAACAUUCAUACAUCUAUUUUGAAAAAAAAAGCAUAAAACAUAGAGUUAAACAACUAACAUAGUGUCUUGUUAUCCAGUUAAAACAUUUCCUUGGAGUAGUGAUUUUUCCCCUCUACUGGUUACACUGAUCUCUACUCUUCUUGAUGGAGUCUGAUAUGCUGCAGUCACCCCUUCUGGGCCUUGGGGAGGAAGAUGAGUCGGACAUGACGGACUGGAAUUUGCCUUUGGCCUUUAUGAAGAAGAGGCACUGUGAGAAAAUUGAGGGCUCCAAAUCACUGGCUCAGAGUUGGCGGAUGAAAGACCGGAUGAAGACUGUUAGUGUUGCCUUAGUACUGUGCCUGAAUGUUGGGGUGGAUCCUCCUGAUGUGGUAAAAACAACUCCAUGUGCUCGACUUGAAUGCUGGAUAGAUCCACUGUCAAUGGGGCCACAGAAAGCUCUAGAAACCAUUGGUGCAAAUUUGCAAAAACAGUAUGAAAAUUGGCAACCGAGGGCCCGGUACAAACAAAGUCUAGAUCCUACAGUUGAUGAAGUUAAGAAACUAUGUACUUCAUUGCGUCGAAAUGCCAAAGAAGAAAGAGUCCUUUUCCAUUAUAAUGGACAUGGUGUCCCCAGGCCAACAGUGAAUGGAGAAAUUUGGGUCUUUAAUAAG